This is a messenger RNA of Sebastes umbrosus (honeycomb rockfish), 2584 nucleotides long. It is a transcript of the gene fdft1, whose product is annotated as farnesyl-diphosphate farnesyltransferase 1. Lineage: Eukaryota; Metazoa; Chordata; Actinopteri; Perciformes; Sebastidae. The record is from RefSeq and is a predicted model, not a curated record. Gene Ontology annotation, biological process: cholesterol biosynthetic process; farnesyl diphosphate metabolic process. Gene Ontology annotation, molecular function: squalene synthase [NAD(P)H] activity. The transcript has 7 exons. The coding region runs from base 1 to 1371 and encodes 456 amino acids. Gene Ontology annotation, cellular component: endoplasmic reticulum membrane.
AUGGCCGGAGCUUGCUGCAAGUGUUCGGUUUCUCUAUCCGUGUUCAAGCGCUCUCUCUCGGUAGCACCGCGCGGCUCUCCUCGGUCCCUCCUCCUGAGCUGGAGGCUCGGGGAGCGGGGCCUGCAGGAGGCCGCUAGACCCUCCAGCGCCCUCAGACCACCAGCAGGCUUUUACCGACACACCACCUUCUUCUGUCUCUCCUGCCAGGAGUCCAUGACGGAGAGUCUGCGCACCUGCUAUCUGUACCUGAACCAGACCAGCCGGAGCUUUGCAGCCGUGAUUCAGGCGCUGGACGGAGAGUUAAGACAUGCAGUUUGUAUCUUCUACCUGGUGCUGCGAGCGUUGGACACAGUGGAGGACGACAUGACCAUCCCUCUGGACAAGAAGGUUCCCAUGCUGAAUGAUUUCCACACCUACCUGUACCAGGAUGAGUGGUGCUUCACCGAGAGCCAGGAGAAAGACCGGCAGGUUCUGGCGGAUUUCCCCACGAUAUCACUGGAAUUCAGAAACCUCGCUAAGGAAUACAGAGACGUCAUCUCGGAUAUCUGCCACCGUAUGGGAGUAGGGAUGGCUGAAUUCCUGGAAAAGAAAGUGGGAUCCAUGAAGGAGUGGGACCUGUAUUGCCACUAUGUGGCGGGGCUUGUCGGCGUCGGUCUGUCUCAGCUGUUCUCUGCGUCCCAGCUGGAGGACCCCGAGGUGGGGCGCGACAGUGAGCUGGCCAACUCCAUGGGCCUGUUCCUCCAGAAGACCAACAUCAUCCGAGACUAUCUAGAGGACACGCAAGUGGGACGUGCCUUCUGGCCACAAGAGGCUUGGAGUCAGUUUGCAGGUCGUCUGGAGGACCUGGCCCAGGCCGAGAAGCUGGAGUCGGCUCUCUCCUGUCUCAACCUGCUGGUCACCGACGCUCUGAAACACGUCCCGGACGUUAUCGCCUACCUGUCCCGCCUGCGCAACCAGAGCGUCUUCAAUUUCUGUGCCAUUCCACAGGUGAUGGCAAUAGCUACACUGUCGUCGUGCUACAACAACCCCAAGGUGUUCCAGGGAGUGGUGAAGAUCCGAAAGGGACAGGCCGUCACACUCAUGAUGGAAGCCACCAACAUGACAGCCGUGCAGACCAUCAUCGCCCAGUACAGCCAGGAGAUUUUACAGAAGGUUUCCCACACGGACCCGACGCGGGACAAGACCCUGCACAUCCUGGCUCUGAUCCAAGAGAAGUCCGCCCUGUCACAGUCCAGCUUCCCCUCCAGGACCCACCACCUGUCACCCAUGUACCUGUCUGCCGCCAUGCUGCUCGCCGCUCUCAGCUGGCAGUACCUCAGCACCACCGCAGCAGCGCAGGCGCAGGGCACCGGCGACAUGCCGGGACAGUGAACCCAUUUACCCUCACUUUUCCUGGGGUGCCACGGACUCAGAAAGCCCCUUUGUCCACUCUGGAGGUCCGGUUCUCCUCUUGACUGGAGGAAUCUGAAGCUUCCUUACUUUGCCCUCUUCAUUAUGGCCGUCACAGGACCAUGGACAUAUUUAGUAGGGCUGCACAAUAUGAGGAAAAUAUGUGAUAACUUUGUUGGUUAUGGCGAUGACAACUUGCGAUAAAUAGACAGAUAUUAAAGAGUACUCAGUUGUGCCCUUCUGCUGCUUUCAGUUUUUGCUGAAAUAAAACAAAUUGCUUGUUGAAUUAAAAAAAUGAAAAGAAAUUAUUUCUUUCGUGCAAGUUGACAUCGCAAUGACAAUAAAACUAUAUUGUGCAGCCCUAUUAUUCAGACUAUGGAGGGGUUCUGGUAGCAUGGCCGGUCUCUUUAUGUUGUUUGAUAGUGAUUUCUAGUCAUCCUGCAUCUGGAUAAUUUAUUAACACACAGUCGUGAGGUUAUAUUCACCAGCAUAAAUGGCACAUUGAAACAAUUCAGGGCGUUUUUGUUGUUUGCUGUUUAUGUUGAUUGUGUUCUUCUUUUUGUUCGUUUGAUUUGUAACAUGUUGACCCUUUGAAUUGAGGGAAAUUAUUCAACAUAUUUGAACAUUUUAAAGACAAAAAGUAGUCAUUUUCCCUAUCAAGGGGUGAAAUGCACAGUACAUGACACUGCCCAUUUUAAGGAUUUUGGGGAACACAGUCACCAAACUACAUUAAGUUUUUGUUGUAAUUUUGUGUCAAAUUAAAGCUACUUUAAUAUUCCACUCGUUAUGUUUCUGCAGGAGAAACACUCACAGUCACACUAACUAUGUUAGCGUAGAUGACGUGGACAGCAUCCACUCACAGCAGAGCUUUAUUUCAACACUUGUAUGUCUGCGUUCUUUCUGUUUCAACUCCUUUGAAGUAGGAGAAAAAGAUCAGUGCAUUUCCAAGGUAGCUUUGACAUGGACUGUUUGAAUAAAUAAGGGAGAACAAAUGUAAUUUCUUGUAUAUUUGAUAUCUGAAAUAAAUGCAUAUUGAGACAGCUAGCUAAAGUGUCCUUAACACAGCUUUGGUGAGUAGAAAGGCUAGCACAGAGUAACCUUGUACAGAACCAAAGGAGAGCUACAAACAUUGCUAUGUAAUGUGACAUUCUGAUUUGUACAUAUUUGAACAAAUAAAGAGGUGAAAGAAUCUAAA